Messenger RNA from Penicillium brasilianum, 3318 nucleotides. The record is from the annotation of a GenBank genome assembly. Lineage: Eukaryota; Fungi; Ascomycota; Eurotiomycetes; Eurotiales; Aspergillaceae.
ACUAGCGCCAGUUGGAAUUUGGGACAAGCUGGGCGGAGAGGAAGCUGGAAAGAAGCAAGUCCAGAGAUUCCCGAAUUCCUUACAAUACGAUAUCGCUCUCCACAACCCCCUGUUCUAGCAAAGAUUGUUCGGGAAUUGGCACACGCAAUUUGACGCAGUCUCAGAAGGAGUACCACAAUGACGCCCCCUCCUCGUGGACGGGGUACCAGCCAGCGCAGCCCGACCGUCCUGGUCACCGAUUCCCGCGACCAACAACCCGCCGCAGCCCCCCGGCGCCGCCGAUCCCCUUCCACCCGCUUCAUCACCGUUGAUAACGUACUCCAAUAUGCCUCGGACGUGCCGUCCAUGCAGCAGCGGCACCCACCGCCAAUAUCACGCUCUCGCCGCCUUGCAUCCGCCGCGGGAGGGCUAAUCGCCAGUGCCAGCGGUAGCAGCAGUGCCAGCGCCGCAGCCACUGCUGCCAGCAAGGGUGGUCGACUCGCCGCGCAGCCACGCCUUCCUCCGCGAACGACCAAGGUCAGCGAGAAACUAGUGUUACUCCCCGAUACCGGCGGUGUCGGCGAGCCGGAUGAGGACGAGGAGGAAGAUGAGGCUGACGUGCGGGACGAGCUGGAUCUUGUGGAUGAGGAGCUUGUGCAGCGGUUGGCGCGGGACAAACAUAUCGAUCCCGAGGCUAUUCGGCAGCAAUUGCUUGCGCAGAAGAGGCUUGGUGGAGAUUUUGGAAUUGACAACGAGAUUGCGCCGCUGUUGGCGGAGGAGGAGACGUUGAGGAAGAGACGUGUUGGACCUGAGAGGGCGAAGAGUUAUGCGGAGCGAUUGCCCAAGGCGCGGCGGACGGAGAAGCUUGCGCGGGUGACGGCUUAUUGUACGGCGCAGGCGUACAAGAUGGGGUCUGUGGCGGCGUUCGUUAAGGAGGCGCACCAUGCGAGGACGAAACUUUAUGAUGACUGCCUGUACACGGCUUAUCAUUUGCCGUUGUUACCGGGCCAUGACGGGUAUCGGCUGCGGAGUAGCCCGGUGUUGAAGUUCCCCGGUGGCAGGUCUUUGCUUGAUGAGGAAAUUGAGCGGAAUGAGCUGCGCGAUCAUCAUGAAGAUUAUAUGGGGGAGGUUGAGGAGCAUUCGGUUGUUGGGCAUGGCCGUCAUGAGGAUGAUCAUAAUGCCGAGGCUUCGCCAGGUGAUGAGAAUGGUCAUGGGGCGGGACAGGAGCAUCGAGAAGGCUACCUUGCUCGGAUAUCUGAGGAGGAUGGUCGGAUCCAGGACAAUCAUGAGAACGUUACAGGUGCCGCUGACAAUGGCACAAUGCAAAGCGCGACUCAUCCGAACAUUGAACGGCCUCAAGAUAUUCCCGAGCCACAGCCUCGGCGCCGUCGUCACAGCUCUGAUGAUGGGCAUACCCGCAUCAGGGACCGCCCAUCCCCUCCAUUACACGCUACAUCGGCUCCUAGACUCGAAACCCCAGCCCGUACUCUGUACAACGUUGCCGAGAUGUUUGUCUUCAGCUACGGCGUGGUCGUCUUCUGGAACUUUACCGAGCGACAGGAGAAAGAUCUGCUGGCGGAUCUAGCAUUUGCCACGUCCUCGGCUACAGGCACGCCUAUCCCGUUGACGACUAUGCCUCUCCAUGAAGAAGACUUUGAGACCGAGGAGUUCCAUUUCGAGUACUCGACUGAAAUCUCUCGACCUCGUGUGUACAAUGAUAUGAUCACGCUGCGCAGCGGUGACCAUAUGAUCAAGCUGGCUAUCAGCCACGGCAUUUCUCAAAGUACGAAACUGUGCUUCUUCGAAGAGGUAAUGGCUCGCCAAAUGGCCGAUGCAAAGGACGUUCCGCGCCGACUAGCAAUGACGGGAAAGUUGGGCAUGAAGCGUGAAGAAGUCUUCCGUAUUCUGGGCCGGCUUUUCAAGAGUAGAGUCGAGGUCAAUCUUUCAUCGAAUAUGCUCGACGUCCCCAACUUCUUCUGGGAGAGCGAGCCCAACUUGUACCCGCUUUACAUCGCGGUGCGCGAGUACCUCGAGAUCAAGCCUCGCAUCCAAGUCCUCAACGAGCGCUGCCGCGUAUUCCUCGACCUGGCAGAAAUCCUAUCAGACUCAGUUGCCGACAGUCGCACUUCCCACCAAACGUGGAUCAUCAUCGUCCUAAUCAUCAUCUCCAUCCUCGUCACAAUCUCCGAAGUCUUCUUGCGUUUCGGCCUCCUGCACGCCCGGGAAGGCGCCGAAGCCACCCCUGCAGCCAUCAUUGCGCGUGCCAUGGGCCGCUCUCCUCGCGCUGCACCCUCGGGUUUACCCUACAGCACUGCUAAUCCUCCACCGGGUUGCAUUUGUCCGUCUAUUCCGUCCGCAGAUGGGUCGGAUAUGGGGAUGAGUGGGAUAAUGGGGCUGGAAAUUUGAUCGAAAGGGUUGAGGGUUAAUAGUGUACAUUCAAUACCUCGGUAAUAGUCAUCUGGUGCGAUUGGUGUUUAGGUUGGGAUAUGGGGAUUGCAAAGGACAAAAUUUGGAUCUUUCUUAUCGCAUAUUUUUACCACGGGUUCAAGCCUCCAUAUCAAUGUCAAUAUCACCCAAUUUGAUCUCUACCAAAUCGCAUUGCUUCAAAACCCCAAGUCAACGAUCUAAACGUCCACCUCCAACCCACGAACUGCCUCCUCAAUCCUCUCCCAGGCCCCUGCCCUCGCUAGAAUCUGCACCCACCAAUUCCCAACCCCAUCCCUGCCCGUCACAGUAACCAGAUUCCUCGCAACAUGCGGCCCCAACGGCGUCGGCCCCGCGGUAUUAAUAUACGACGGCCUACAAGCCCCUAUACACGCUCGAUCAACCCUCGCGGACGAAAAAUCCAGGUCAAAGAACCGUGCCCGGUGCCAAUUCGUACACGUAAUCGAGAUUUGGUGCGGAACACCUACGAUGGGGAGGAAUCCCGUUUCACGGAGCGUUUUCUUGCGCAGGGAAGACAUGGCGUGGACCUGUGAAGGAAUGCGUUGCUCGUUCAGGGCGUUGCGGAGGUGUAGAGCUGUGUUACUGGUAGGACUUUGUUGAAGGGAUUGUGCUGUGAAUGUUGUGCAGGAUGGGAUUGUGGCGUUGCCGGUAUACGCGCCUGCUUGUGAGAUAUUCAAGACAGCGCGGGUGUCGAAGACGUUUGAUAUUUGGACCGGGGUCUGGGGGGACGGGUUUAGAGCGUUGAUGAGUGUUUUGGAAAGCCAUGCCAGGAGGAUAUCUCCCUCGCUGACGAAGAUAUCUUCGGACAAAGAACGUGAUGAUUGUGAUGACUGUGCUCUAAGCUCUUGUAGAGCCCUUUCUCGCAUCCUUUGCACGUGAGUACCCGGGAUCGUG